Messenger RNA from Rotaria sp. Silwood1, 461 nucleotides. The record is from the annotation of a GenBank genome assembly. Lineage: Eukaryota; Metazoa; Rotifera; Eurotatoria; Philodinida; Philodinidae.
UUGAUUAUUUUGUGGUUUGUGGAUUAGAUAAAUAUCUUGAUGUUGAAUCUUUAUCCGAAUUACCUGUAGGUGAACAAGUUUUAAAUCCAUUUCAAUGUUCAUAUCGAUGUCGUGUAUUAUGUCAUUAUCCACAUGAAGUUCCAAAUAAUCCAUUUAAUGAAGAUGCGAUUAGUCGUUCGUCAAUGCCAGAUGGUGUUUCUAUUCGACUAAAUUCUCCUGAUCCCCGAACAACACAUCCUUUUUUAAUAACACGUCUUGAUGGAACACGUUAUUAUGAUGUUGUAUUAACAUUUUUUGAACAAAUAAAUAAUGAUGAUGAAAAUAUUUCUCAAUGUUCAUCAUCAACAGCAUUUAUUUCUUUAAAUCGUUUAAUUGAAAAUUAUAAUCGAACAUGUCGACAUCAACGUCGUUCAUCAUUAUUAAUUUAUGCAAGCAAAACUAUUUGUUUAAUUGGUCCAUAA